GACAGAAGGAGUAUGUUAAAGCCGUGACACACCUGGGUUUUUAAGGAUUGCUAGCAAACUCACUUGCAUUGAUUUUUUUUUUUUUAUAGACAUAAAAUACAAACGGAAAAGUUAUGGCUAGCAUUGGACUGGCUAUAAAUGCCCCAAACCCAGAGGAAAAUGCGGUUUUUACCCAGUUAAAACCUGUAAGGAUGUCUGGAGAUGGGGGCGAAGACUCCUCUGUGUUUGAGGAAAUCAAACCUAUGGUGAGGAUCAUAAGAAACUCGCAUGAUAUUGCCCAGACCCGAUUAGAGAUGGAUAAAUACCUUCUGCAGAACGCCCCUCCUGUUCCUGCUGCCAUCCCAGAUAAGAAGUAUCGACGGGAGAGUGCCUCGGUUGUGGAUGAAUACUUCUCCACGGAAAAACCGUCACCCUACAGCGUCAACAUCAAUGUGAUACUUCCACACACCGCCCACCUUCGCACCGGCCUCUACCGACCGACCAAGCCCUUCUCACAGAUCAAAACGGAGCCUGGGACUUACCCCCAGCCUACCUCCUCUCCACCCUCUUCCAUUCAGACACUCCCGGACUUCACAUCAGUCUUCAGCAUGCCACAAACAGUCAACAGCAUGUUUAUCAAGCAGGAGAUUCCCUCAGAUGAACUCCAGAUUGGCCCCCAACAGCCUCAGGUCUACCAGCUGCCAAUCAGCAGUAACGAGGUCACAAUGCCCCUGACUUCCAGCCAAUCCAACUGCAGCACUACCAUGCAUACGUUAAGUAGCGUCAGCAUGACAACCGGCAACAGGGUCAAAUCCUUCCAUGUCCCUGUCAGCACCCAUAGUGGCUUUGCAGUACCCGGGCAGUUCUACCAGACCCAGUCUCUCAGUCUUCCCCCCUCCCCUCCUAACUCCCAGCCGGGGAGCCCUGAAAACCAGCCAGAGCUCAUAAACACCAUGUCCCCACCACCUCCGUACAAGGCCAUGCUUGGCCUGAAACUGGUCCAGGAGCCCUCCCCCCGAAUGAAAAACCUGAGAAAAGGAUUCUGUUUUUGUUUUUUUUUUCCAGGAUGCAGCAAAGUUUACACUAAGAGUUCUCACUUGAAAGCACAUCAAAGAACACACACAGGUGAAAAGCCUUACAGAUGUAGCUGGGAAGGCUGUGACUGGCGCUUCGCCCGCUCCGAUGAGUUGACCCGGCACUUCCGCAAACACACGGGCGCCAAGCCUUUCAAAUGCAUUGCCUGCGGGCGCUGCUUCUCUCGCUCUGAUCACCUGGCACUGCACAUGAAGAGGCACCAGAACUAGGGUCUUCCAUACCUCCCUGACUGAUGCAUCUUCUCUAUUCAAAAAAAAGAAAAAAAUUGUAUAUAUGAACAACAAGCUGCCAUGAAACCCAAACAAACCCAGUACUAAAAAUGUAUUUACAGGACGUGCGAGUGUACGUGUGAGUGUGCAUGUGAGAAAUAGAGAGAGAGAGGUUAAAAGAUGAAAGAUUUUAUGUAUAAGAAGAUAAAGAAACUUGACUGUUAUAGGUUUUAAUGCCUAACUGGAGAUUUUAAUUAUUUUUGUAUUUAUUCCUAUGCUUGGUCUUCAGUUCUCUCCCCACCCUCACCUCCAUCACGAAUGUAAGCCUUUCAGAAAUACUGUAAUAUAAUUAUAAAGUUUCUUCAUGCUGUUACCUUGGGGAUUCCCUAGGCCGAGAUGUCGUCCUUUUAAUUAUGGCGAUAGGAAGACUAUUUGUCUCUUGUACAGUUAAUCAACUGCUUAUGAUAAUGGCCUUUUUUAAAUCCCAGCACUUCCAAAUAAGUUUUUCUUUUUAUAGUGUGAACUGUUUUUACUUGAUUGUAUAAAUUACUGAAAGAGAAAAGAGCAUAACAAAGAUCAAUAGAACAUAAGAAAAAUGAUGAACAAGAGCAGGAUGUUUGACCCAUCAGUGUUCUUUUGGUUACCAACAGUUGGUUGACGCGUAUUUUUGAUUGAAUCUGCAGUAGGUUGCGUUAGACAUUUAACUAUGAGCAAUAACUCCUCAUAGGAGCAAGUAUUACCCUAGCAGUUAUCCCAAAGUUUACAAAGUUUUUCUACUUCUUUUAAUGCAGCGAAGUGGUGAUGUCUUCAAGACCUGUCUUCUGUGGUUUAGUGGUGAGACUUGAAUGUAAAGAGAAAUGUGGAGAAAUCUUUCAAGGGAGCUUUUUCACAGGACGGGUUAGAACAGGACAGAGAGAGUUUACAGUGCUUAUUCCAGGUACAUAGUCAUAACCUGUGUGGAAAUGUCUUCCAGUAAAAGAAGGUGCGCACAGAUUCAGUCUGGAUUAUGGGUUUAUUAGUUUACUGUAUUAAUGUACUUUUGGAAGUGGCUCCCUGAUAAUGUACAAUUAUUGUACAGCAGUGUUGGACUGCGCUCAAAAAACAACCAUAGACAAACUGGUAAAAGAAAAAUGACUGUUAAACUCAACUGCCAAUAACUGCCAUUAAGAUCAAGUAAGAUAGGAGGCAAUUCUGGCCUGCAAGUUUUUAUACUGGUUCGUUACUCACUACAAAGGGGAACUACACAUCCACAAUGUACAGAUUGCAAUAAUAUUAAUAUCCAUAAUAAGAAUAUAUAAAAAAAAGAAUUGUACAACAAUGGAUAUUUUGUGACAAAAGCACUUCAGUGCUCAUACUAAUACUGUUAGCAAACAGCUAGGAUCAUUUGCAGUGUAUUGAUGGAUACUCUGUUCUGAAGGCUCAUUGUAAUAUUCCAUUUCCACUGGUAUUGCAAGACCAAUCAUCCAGGGCUCUGAGAUCAUGACGUAUUCUAUAACUUCAAACCUAUGAUUCAGUAAGACAUAGAUUUUUGGUUUCCAAGACUCUAUUUUCAGUUGGUAAAGUCCAUUAAGACACCACACUUUAUAUUCAUUCCCUGUGUUCUAAAGCAAGCAUUAGGAUCACAUGAGCCCUGAGACUUCAAGUGGACUCUAAUGUGUGGUGUAUAACCAGAGUACAUGACUAUAAAGCUGAAAUAACUGAACUGGCUGCAGACAAUUGAUAAGAAAGUUGUUUUGCUAGUGAGAGUGAGAAACACCUUUUACGCAAAAUGGACACAUCAGGAAUAUCAUCUGCCCUAUUCACUAAACUUUAAAUCUAAAGUCAGUUAACUUUUUUAUGUAGUUUAGACCCAUCAGUCUGGAACAGUUUAAUGAGUACUGUAUCACACUUAUCCUACAAAAUGGAGGACCUUAAGUUUUGUCUUUUGUUUUACUGAAUAUCAU
Polyodon spathula (Mississippi paddlefish) is the source of this 3226-nucleotide messenger RNA. RefSeq names its product Krueppel-like factor 5. The coding region runs from base 114 to 1283 and encodes 389 amino acids. Gene Ontology annotation, biological process: regulation of transcription by RNA polymerase II. Lineage: Eukaryota; Metazoa; Chordata; Actinopteri; Acipenseriformes; Polyodontidae. The record is from RefSeq and is a predicted model, not a curated record. The transcript has 4 exons. Gene Ontology annotation, molecular function: DNA-binding transcription factor activity, RNA polymerase II-specific; RNA polymerase II cis-regulatory region sequence-specific DNA binding.